CAGGCCUAACCUAUCUACACAGUGUAUGCUGUGAAGAAGCACAGUUUUUGUCUUGGGAUCUGUUCACAUUGGAUGCAGGCUACCAUAGCAAUAUAAUGUAGAGAACAUUCACCCCCAUCUGAGGAGGGGGACAUCCAUUCUCGACACCCACUUGUCUCUCUCAUUCUGUGGGGUUAUUUAGGGACAGGCGGCCACGGACACAACAAGGAGCAGAUAUGGUUGACCAAUUUGCAGCAUAGGCAUGAGCAUAGGCGAGCAGCAUACAGCGUGUCGGACUCAAUCAGUGCUGAACAAAACAUCUCUAAAAAAAAUAGUAACAUAAGGAAGCAUAUUUGUCAGUUUUCGUUUUGGAGUUUUGUUGCUUAAUCUAAAGCGCUGCCGUGAAUGAUAAUUUAGGUUGCCUGCAAAAGCUCUUUGCUUCGAUUUUCUUAAGUAUUCGAUUCGAUUUCGUGUAGUAUUUUUUUUUUUUUUGUCUCAGUUUUUUCCCCUCUUUGCAACGGAACAUUUACCAUCGAUUUUUCUACACAACCAUCCCUUGAGCAGCUCGCGGGCAUCAACACCGGUUCCGCAGUUUGCACAGGGGCUGUUAAAUUGCUGCAUGAUCGCACCACACGUCCUUCACCCUUGUUUUCAUCAGCAAGCAUCCUCCACACAUCACCCGCUCUACAAUACACAUAAAAGCCCACUCCGGCAAAACUGACGAGAACGACCAAAUUCCUCAUCGAUAUUACGAUAGAUUACGUAUUUCUCCCCCUACUGUCAUCUCAAAUAAAUAAUGCAUGGCUUUGCGGUGCAUGCUAGAUCAGAAAUGAAAAUUCUGACAACAAAUGUAGCCCAUCUUCAACCCCGCCUCUUUCUCCUCUCCUUGUAUGCACUGUCUGAACCGGAGUUGCGUGUCGGCACAUCCAUAAAGCUGGCAUCCCUUUGGCCUCUGCUGUAAACAUCAUUUCAGAGGGAGUCUUCAGAACCUUGGAAGUUACCACUCCACUCUGGUAGUGGUGGUGGAGGAGGUGGUGGUGGAGUGUACUGACCAUCUCAACAGAUGGGGAGUGUUCUGGUAUGCUGAUGGACUGACCCACAGCUUGCCUUGCCUUGCACUACCUUGCUCUGCUGUCUCCAUCUGUCCAUUUGCCGUCAGCCGUGCCCAAGCCACCUGGUACUGGGUUCAUACACUCGAACUGACAAAAUCUUGUUGGAGAGAGGAUCGAAACAUCUUGAAAUAAAGAAGAAAACAAGACAUCCGGUUGCUAACGCUUUUUGGAUUAAUACACCAGAACCACACACACACCACACUACCAUCCCUCAUCCCACCUCCCCUACUCCCUACCCCCCCACACACACUUCUUUACAGUCAUGGCCAGCACGAAUCCAACCUCUUCUCCAGCCAAAACCUCCUCCUCCACACAGCAGGUGCCGCCCCUGAGCCUGUCCUUCCCCUUCCUGAGGGAGGGCAGCCGCGUCUGGGAGAGGAGGCAGAUCCCUGUCCCCGGCGAGCCUACCAGCCCGCUUCCAACUAAGCGCACGCGCACCUACUCCGCGACGGUUCGGGCCACGUCGGGGCCAGUCUACAAAGGGGUGUGCAAGAGCUUCUCACGGUCGCAGGGCCACGGCUUCAUCCGCCCGUCCCACGGAGGGGAGGACAUAUUUGUGCACAUCUCCGACAUUGAUGGCGAGUACGUGCCCAUGGAAGGGGACGAGGUGACCUACAAGGUGUGUCCCAUUCCACCCAAGAACCUGAAGAAGCAGGCCGUGGAGGUGGUCAUCACACACCUCAACCCCGGCACCAAGCACGAGACCUGGUCUGGCCAGAUCAUCAGCUCCUAG
Molecule: messenger RNA, 1824 nt
Organism: Engraulis encrasicolus (European anchovy)
Lineage: Eukaryota; Metazoa; Chordata; Actinopteri; Clupeiformes; Engraulidae
Gene: csdc2a
Product: cold shock domain containing C2, RNA binding a
Exons: 4
Coding region: 1354-1824 (156 amino acids)
Biological process (GO): regulation of mRNA stability
Cellular component (GO): cytoplasm
Molecular function (GO): mRNA 3'-UTR binding
Source: RefSeq, a predicted model, not a curated record